CAUGUCGAAUGUACAACAACAAAAGAAGAUGGUUGAGCAAUUAAGACUAGAAUGCUCUAUGGAGAGAAAAGCUGUCUCACAAUGCGUUAAGGAUAUGAUUCAUUUUAUGGAGGAGAAUAAUAAUAAGGAUUUCCUUGUUAUCGGCUUUGCGAAUAAGAAAGAUAAUCCAUACCAAGAGAAGAGUGGAUGUAGUGUUCUGUAG
Messenger RNA from Dimorphilus gyrociliatus, 202 nucleotides. The record is from the annotation of a GenBank genome assembly. NCBI's taxonomy places the organism in Eukaryota, Metazoa, Annelida, Polychaeta, Dinophilidae.